Messenger RNA from Sphaeramia orbicularis (orbiculate cardinalfish), 2320 nucleotides. RefSeq names its product leucine-rich repeat, immunoglobulin-like and transmembrane domains 1b (gene lrit1b). The record is from RefSeq and is a predicted model, not a curated record. The coding region runs from base 164 to 2119 and encodes 651 amino acids. Gene Ontology annotation, cellular component: endoplasmic reticulum membrane. Gene Ontology annotation, molecular function: protein binding. The transcript has 4 exons. NCBI's taxonomy places the organism in Eukaryota, Metazoa, Chordata, Actinopteri, Kurtiformes, Apogonidae.
UUCAGACCAGUCGGAGCAGUAUGGAGCUGUGAGCCUGUACACCACCACCACCACCAUGCAUCGGAUGUCCUGUUAGAACCAGCAGCAGCCUCCACCUUUUUUUUUUUCUUCCCCCCAUUAGUAGUUUAGUUUCAUAGUAUUUAGACGCUUGUAGAAGGAAAAAAUGAGUGGGCAUCUUACUGCUGCUUUUUGUUUGGCUGUAGUUUUCCUCCCGGUGUUGGGCGCCUCAUGUCCUGCUCAGUGUAGCUGCUUCUUCCACAAAUUAAGCGAUGGAUCCAAAGCAAGGAGUGUGCUUUGCAACGAUCCUGAAAUCACCAUGGUUCCUCCAAAUUUCCCAUCCGACACCUCCAAGCUUCGCAUUGAGAAGACAGCGAUCACAAGGAUUCAAAGCGACAACUUUCACUACCUCAACAGUUUGGAGUUUCUGUGGAUGUCUUUCAAUUCUCUCAACACCCUGAGCGUGGACAGUUUUCGGGGGCUUUACAAUCUAGACGAGCUGAGGCUGGACGGAAACGCCCUCACCUCGUUCCCUUGGCAGUCUUUGACGGAUAUGCCCAACCUGAGGCUCCUGGAUUUACACAACAACAAGAUCGCCACCAUCCCAGCCGAAGCCACCGUGUACAUAAAGAAUAUCACCUAUUUAGACUUAUCCAGCAAUAACCUGAACACCAUCCCCGCUGACGUUCUCACCAUGUGGCUGAGUGUGAAGCCAUCACAGGACAUGGACUCGUCUAAACUAAUUCUCGGUCUUCAUGACAACCCUUGGCUGUGCGACUGCCGGUUGUAUGACCUGGUCCAGUUUCAGAAGUCUCCAUCAUCCUCUGUGGCUUUAAUCGAUACCAGACUGAAGUGUGCGGAUCCAGAGAGCCUGUCGGGGGUUCUUUUUACUGAAGCGGAGCUGCAGAGGUGCCAGGGUCCUAGAGUGCACACGGCUGUAGCUCGUGUCCGGAGUUCGUUGGGAAACAACGUCCUGUUGCGCUGCGGUACAAUCGGAGUCCCAAUCCCUGAGUUAUCCUGGAGCAGGGCUGAUGGGAAGAAAAUGAACGGCACUGUCCAGGAAGAGAUCUCAAAAGAGGGCAUCAUUUGGUCGAUCCUGAGCGUGCCUGCAGUUUCCUACCGCGAUUCUGGGAAAUAUGUGUGCAAAGCAACAAACUUUGUGGGCACUGCGGACGCCAUCAUCUCCUUGGUGAUCACAGAUUCCUUCCGGUCUGAGGAAACAGGUGGAACAUCAAAGAGGGGCAGAGGAAAGAAACCUGGUGGCAUCGGAAGAGCGGCGUACCAGGAGAAACUCAUCGCCCGAUACGUUCCUCCACCUACAACAACAGCCGCCCAGCCCAUCAUCGAACCGCUCAAUGGUAAAGGAGCAACUGGGAAGUACGAAAUCGAGAGCUACAGCGUCUCUGAUGGUGUUUCUCAAAGUCGGGGGAGCUCCUCCGACUCCUCAAAACAGGUGGAGGUGGAGAGGGAUGCUUUGAGCAACUUGGCAGCUAAUGCUUCAUCACUACAGCAAGCGCCGGAAAAAAGGAUUGUGCGUUCGGUGAAAGUGAUUGGUGACACCGACCAUACUGUCUCGCUAAACUGGCGAGCCCCCACUGCUACAAACACCACAGAAUUCAGCGUCCUGUAUGCCAUAUUUGGCGAAAGAGACAUGCGGCGCAUCAAUGUAGGUGCAGGAAAGAACCGGAUCACCAUAGACGGCCUCGUGCCAAAGACAAAGUACAUUGCCUGUGUUUGCGUCAAAGGACUGAUCCCUAAAAAGGAGCAGUGUGUAAUCUUCUCAACAGACGAGGCGGCCAGCGCAAGUGGGACUCAGAAGCUCAUUAAUGUCGUAGUGAUAACGGUGGCAUGUGUGAUCGCUGUCCCGCUGACACUGAUCGUCUGCUGCGGUGCCCUAAAGAAACGCUGCCAAAAGCUGCUGGGGAGGCAACCCAAGGACAUUCAAGACUCCUACGUCACGUUUGAGACCCUCGGCCCUGGGGCUAAAACCAAAGGAAUGGAGGGCGAGUACCUGACGAGGCUAAACCCCGAUGAGUCCAACAGGCUGCUCUCGGCUCGGUCCAGUGUCGACUCAGAGGCCACGGCCAGGACUGAAGGGCCGCCCAACGAAUACUUCUGCUAAAACCAAAUGUAUGCCUCGAUCUCCAGAGGAUGCACUUUGUUUUCUAACGGCCUGUGAUGUGAAUAGCUAAACAAACCACUGUGCUCAGAGAACGACAUAGUGAAAAACGAUCCUCUUUUCAACGGACACUGGUAGCUUUAUCAGCAACAAAACUGUUUUACAGCCUUGUGGGAAUAAAAACCACCGAUUUGGUGAACUGCA